Molecule: messenger RNA, 3501 nt
Organism: Labrus mixtus (cuckoo wrasse)
Lineage: Eukaryota; Metazoa; Chordata; Actinopteri; Labriformes; Labridae
Gene: tgfb5
Product: transforming growth factor, beta 5
Exons: 7
Coding region: 1098-2363 (421 amino acids)
Biological process (GO): SMAD protein signal transduction; regulation of cell population proliferation; transforming growth factor beta receptor signaling pathway
Cellular component (GO): extracellular region
Molecular function (GO): growth factor activity; type III transforming growth factor beta receptor binding; type II transforming growth factor beta receptor binding
Source: RefSeq, a predicted model, not a curated record
GUGCCUUUCUCACAGAGGACCUGCAGAAUAAUGGAGUCACAUCAUGCAGCAGGUCUCAGUGUGUUCAGCAGAGCUUUCAGCACAGCUCAGGCUUGAGCUCAUUUAAACCGGGGGAACCGUAAUUUGCAGUAAACUCUCCUUUUUAUUUUUCAGCACAAGGACUUCUUUCAUACAUUUUUUUCUGCGUCAUGUCUUUUUAUGACGUCUGACUUUCCGUGUUUUGAUGUUUAUAUGAGGGGGGUUAACAGGCCCACCAUGGUUUUCCCAACAUAAAUCAACAGUUUUUCCUACAUCUUAGUGCAGGCUGCUUUCUGCUUACCUAUAACACGAAAUGAGAGGACCUCAUUGGGCAUUAUUUUAAGCAGUAACUGUACUUUCUGAAAGGCGGGUAUGGGCCAGUUUUUCGCAUCACAGAUGGGUCUUUCGGAGGUGAAAGCUCGGGAGCUGAGCUGGUUCAGAUGAAGUGGGAAGCUCAGGUUUUUGUUUGAAGGAUUUUGCGUCAUGGGCUGAGCUCCAGUGAUGACUCUUUUCUCAUGAAAGCUGAUCAAUUAUCCGAGAAUGGAUGAAGGAAGACGGAGACGGGAGAAUUUAUCGGUUAGACUUUAGUUUAAUACCUUCACCUCACGCGGACAGCGCGCACAUCACCGGAGUCCGUGAACGCAACAGGCUAAUACUGGCACCAAAUUACAAGUUUUACGCUUCAGUUACUUUGUGUGAGUAAAAGGUUUUCUUCUCUAUUUUUUAUUUUUUUUACUUUGACUUUUAGAGUUAUUAAGUUAUUUAGACUCCAGAGAUAAAAUCAAUGCGUUUUUGUGUCUGGUGUUAAAAUGUGCAGGCGCGUCUGAGCAGUGUUAUGUAAUUUCUUUAGCAGAUUAAAUUUAGUCAGCAGUUGCGGUUUGCCUUUUCCGUAGAAAUUGGUUUUGAACAGAGUAGGCUGUUUGAACUAAGAUUUUGAACAUUCUGGAUACUUUAGGCGGACCUUCAGUCUGAAAUAGUAAACCACUUUUUCUUCAGCGUUAGUCCACUAGCCCACUUGAGUGAUUUCCUCAAAAGCGGUUCAGGGAGCAUCUUUGUCCCUCUUGUCUCCUCACCGGACAAUGUUGCUCCUCCGCCUCGUGCUGCUGCUCUUCCUCCUCCGGUUCUCCGGUGUGUUGCUGGUGGAGGGGCUCAACACGUGCAUGUCCAUCAACCUGGAUAAGCAGAAGUCCCGACGGAUCGAGGCGGUCCGCGGGCAGAUCCUCAGCAAGCUUCGCAUCCGCAGCCCGCCAGACGAGGACGACGACGAGCCGCAGCCGAGCCCGGUGACCCCGGAGGUCAUGCUCCUCUACAACAGCACGCGAGAGCUGCUGAAGGAGCGCGCGCGUCUGGCCGAGUCUGCGUGUGAGCGCGAGAGCAGCGAGGAGGAUUACUAUGCCAAAGAGGUGCAGAGGAUUGACAUGCUGCCGCCCCGCACAGACACAAAUGCAGUUCAGCCAACAGCCCCCGACCCUCAUUACAGAGUCGUCCACUUUGACGUCAGCGGAGUCGACCUGACCAACAGCACCCUGGUAAAAGCCGAGUUCAGAAUCUUCAGAGCUCCCAACCCGCAGGCCCGAGCUUCUGAGCAGAGGGUGGAGAUUUUUCAGCUGCUGAAGCCCGAUGAGGAGAGCACCUCCACUCAACGUUACAUUGACUCCCGUACUGUUCAGCCAAAGGUGAAGGGAGCCUGGAUUUCUGUGGAAGUCACUGAGACCAUUAAGGACUGGGUGUCAGAUCCAGAGAAUAAUCUCGGCCUGAAGCUGGGUGUCCACUGUCCUUGCUGUACCUUCGUCCCGUCCACUAACAACAUUGUUCCCAACAAGAGUGAGGAGCUGGAGGCUCUCUUUGCAGGUGUGGAUGAUGAGCAGCUCCGUCGGUUAAGAAAGCCUGGACCGGUCAAAGGUCAGUCAGACUUCAGCACCAAGACUCCACACCUCAUCCUCACUGUGCUGCCCAGCGACAGAGUGGACAACCCCGCCAAGAAGAACCGCAAAAAGAGGGCAGCCGCCACCGACACUUCAACCUGCUCCCGUGGCUCGGACCAGAGCUGCUGCCUGCGCUCGCUCUACAUCGACUUCAGGCGGGACCUCAACUGGAAAUGGAUCCAUGAGCCCAAAGGUUACAAAGCCAACUUCUGUGCAGGAAGCUGUCCAUACCUCUGGAGCGCCAACAACCACUAUAACAUGAUCCUGCCCUUGUACAACAAGCUGAACCCCGAGGCCUCGGCCACCCCCUGCUGUGUCCCUCAGGACCUGGAACCCCUCACCAUUAUGUACUUCAUCGGCCGCACGCCACGUGUUGAGCAACUCUCAAACAUGGUCGUCAAAUCCUGCAAAUGCCGUUAGACUCACAGGAAGAGGGGAGAGAGUCAGAGAGGAGGAGAACCAGUACAAACUAAGAACUAAACUUUAAGGAGUGGAACACAAUAACAGGACACAUGGACCCUUUGUUCUUUCAUUUUUUGCGGUCUCAUCAGCUUCAGAUGACUUUUCAGAUGUUAUAUUUUUACGCUACCUGACUCAAAUAUCAGGUUUUGCUUCCAAUUCAUUACAGGCAUGCAAACCCUCUUCAUCUCUGGAACUUUCUGUUUGACAUAGGACACUGUAUAUACGACAACAUGGCUGUAUUAAACAUGUACUGUAUAUUGACGGGGGUGCUGUGUGAUUGGCGCCACAUUCUAUUUGAAUGAAAGGGAUUCUUAUUAUCGGGAUUUUUUAUUCCACAUAGGUCGUAUAUUGCUGUGGUCGUUGGCAGCGGAGCGGGUCGGGCGUGUUUGCUUAAGGUUUGAAGGUGUUGAUAGGAUGGAGGCAAUGUGGAAAGGUUUCGCAGUCUGCGAUCUUUAGAGCGAGGGAGGCAGGGAGCAGAUAGAAAAAAGAGAGAGAGAGAGACUGUGUCCAGGCUGAGGCCCUGCCAGCUCUCUGCGGUCCCGGGCUGAAAUCUGCCUGGCGUAAACAGGAUGUGAAAGAUUUCCAGACACCGACCCGACCACUCACGGAACGCUAGAUUUAAACGCUCCCCUCAUCUCCUCUGUCUCUCUCUCUCUCUCUCUCUCUCUCUCUCUCUUUCCUCUCUCUCUUACUCAAGGUUCUGGGAUUUGUGGUGGGAGGGAGAAAAGAGAGGCUUUGAAAAUGAGACUUGGGAUGAUAGGGCUGUAUUUGGAACGGCUACAACUUUGGAAGGUGGUAUUUUGCAGCCUUAGCAAAUUUGUAACUAUUUGGGUCUGACUCAAACUUUUGGUAAUCACUCUCCUGUGCUCCUUUUGUCAAUGUGCAUUUGUUAUUUAGUUGUAAAAAGCUGUUGACUCAUUGCUAUUCCUACACCGUGAUUAUAUUUUUGCCUUACCUGUCUUUCACCAUCGACCUCGCUGAUUCGCUCGCACGGUUUUUGUCUACACCCAAGUAUCCACAUUGACCACUUUUGAUAGAAUGUCUAAAUGCUGAAAAUAAAAAUAAAAAACAUCCCCAGGGAUCAUUUUAAAUAUAG